AUGAAGCUGCCCAAAGAAGUCUACCUAGAUCCGGACGCGUAUUCGGUUAUUUCUGAUAACAACCUGAUCUUCUGCAGGAUCUUGGAGUUGGAGAGUGCUCUAGAGGAUGAAGGUCUCCUUGACCAGCGGAGACUACGACAAAUCUGUAAGCUCAAGAUCCUACCGGAACACCUGCGGCCUCAGGUCUGGAAGAUAAGUCUCGGAGUCGCCAACUUUCGUAAACAUGAGGCUCCCUGGGAUGAAAUGUAUGAUCUCCAAGAACAAUCUCUGAUUCGCCAAGAUUGCCAGAAACUCGUCGAGAAACUCGGGAACGAAGGAGCCGAGAAAUUGUCUGUAUUGUGUGACCUGGAAUCAGUCGUCACUCGUUUCGUGAAGCAAAGCCAGCUCCGAUACGAAAGCCAAAAUGGAUGGAUGGCGAUCCUGGAGCCGCUGGUGGCACUCCGGCUCAACAAAGAAGAUCUCUUCGCCGCUUUCCACAAUAUGGUACAUCGAUUCGUACCAAGGAGCUGUUUCAAAAGCGGGGACACACCUUUCGGAAGUGCGGCGUUCCAUCUUAUGCGAUUGCUCCUCCAAUACCAUGACCCAGAGAUCUGCUCGUUUCUCGAGAGUAAAAAAGUCUUCCCGGAACGCUACUGCAACAAGUGGCUGGCGACAGUGUUCAGUGAAUGCUGUGACUUGGCCGUUACUCAGGCAAUCUGGGACGUGUACCUGCAAAUAUGCGAUCCGUUCCUCUCGUUCUACCUAGCUCUUGUGCUCCUCGUGAAUUUGAGGGAUCAGAUACUGCCUUCCAAAGGCGACUCGCGAGAGAAGAUCAUUGAGUCGAUUUCAUGCGCACCGUGCGGCCUGAAUGCAGAUGACGUAGAGGAUUUCUGCCAGCUGGCCCACUUCUACUCGACCAAGACGCCCCCGUCGAUAUACGCCACAUUCCGUUAUGCUCUAUUCGGGAUUCGGUCGCAUUCGAACGUGAGUCCCGAGCCGAGGCACACUCCAACGGAAGACGAGACGACGUCGGCGAGUCUUGCUCAAGUGUUGUGCUUGCCAAUACCUCCAUCGGAUCUGCUGCUGACGGAAACGCAACGAAUGACACUUCCCUACCGGUCCCUCGUGAAGUACUUCGUUGUCGAUUGCCGUCCUGCAGAGCAAUACAAUGCGGGACACCUGAGAACGGCCUUCCAUCUGGACGCCAGCCUCAUGCUGACGGAGCCAGCAACUUACACAGUCGCCGUUCAGGGUCUCUUCGCCGCUCAGAAACACAUGGUUGAGGCGGGUGUUGCUGGCGAACACAUUUGUUUCAUGGGCAGUGGGCGAGAGGAAGAGGACCAAUACGUAAACAUGGUGAUCGCUUCAUUCCUCAAAAACCAAGUCACGUACAUAUCAGCUGUCAAAGGUGGUUAUGCCGCCCUCCACGACCUGAUCAGCGAAGAAUCGUCGCUAGAGGAGCACCUGAUCGACCAUAAUCCCCAGCAAUGCAUAGUUUGCGUACAGAACACGUCGACAGUCACCAGCGACUCGGAAGAGUGUCGGGAGAGUACUUCAUUCUUUUCUAGGCUGAAGAGUAACUCCGGACUCCUAGGCAAGUUGAAAACGUCCGCUCAAGACUGGAAAGAAGACCUGAAGGGGCUGAUGAAGACCAGUCCGUCAUCGAACGGUGGACCCAUCAACCCAGACAGACAUGUUUCCAGUGGAGAUAAGCUGGGCAAACGCUAUCGAGCCGCUGACUCGAUGUUCACAGCGACGUCUAUCGACGAUGACGACUUCUUUGAUGACGGGAACAUUGGUGAUCCUGCGGUAGGACAAGAGGAGGUGUGUGUUGACACGUGGCGCAACAAACCCGAAGUGCUGGCCUACUACGAGUGUGAAGAGCUGAAGCCCGGCUCGAAAACCCUUUGCCCCAACUGUCACUUAAUCGUGACGAAGACGCAUUUAUUUGUUCUGCGCGAGUUAUCCUCGAAGAAGAACUACGCCCACAUUGUAGCGCGCCGACCUCUGGUUUCAAUCGUCAAGAUCACCUCAAAGAAGAGUCAUCCUGAGUUGAUAACGUUCAAAUAUGGAUACUGUCCCUCCGAUAGCGACGACGGCGGAAAGACAUUCCAAAUCACCGGCAGCGACGUGCUGUUCAUACCGCGGGCCUCUGACGCUAUAAAGCUCGUCAAGACUCAGGUCAUGAACUUGAUCGAUGAAAUCGAGAAUAGCAAAUAGAGUCCCGAAACCUUCUGUCGUUCACCAUUGGCGUCGAAUGUUGUUGUUGUAAAGCUUGUAUCUCACCUCGCCACAUGAUAGUAUUGCUGU
This is a messenger RNA of Galendromus occidentalis (western predatory mite), 2289 nucleotides long. It is a transcript of the gene TBC1D23, whose product is annotated as TBC1 domain family member 23. Bases 1 to 2199 code for a protein of 732 amino acids. The record is from RefSeq and is a predicted model, not a curated record. Gene Ontology annotation, cellular component: trans-Golgi network. Gene Ontology annotation, biological process: retrograde transport, endosome to Golgi. NCBI's taxonomy places the organism in Eukaryota, Metazoa, Arthropoda, Arachnida, Mesostigmata, Phytoseiidae. The transcript has 8 exons.